AUGAGCGGAUUUGGUGAAGAAUCUGCGGACGAAACAACCCAGUUACUGCCAAAGCAAGCAAAAACCGAGCCUGAGAAAAACAGUAAAAUAUUUAGACUAUGGCAGGUUGGAGCACUUAUCGGAAUCCUCUUGGCAUACGCGGAUACCUCUCUUGUGUGGGCGACUCAUGAGACGAUAGCGUCACGAUUUAAUAGCCUUCAGAACUCGUCAUGGAUGAUGACGAGUUUCACGAUGGGGUAUUGCGUAACAUUGCCGCUGUAUGGAAGAUUAAGUGAUAGUUAUGGUAGCCUACGCCCUCUACUGGUGGCGUACUGUACAUUUUGUAUUGGUAGCACACUCUGCGGAAUAGGUCAAACCUAUUGGCAGGUGAUUUUGGGUAGGGUUGUUGCCGGCUGCGGGGCAUCAGGGAUGGUCUCUCUGGCUUCCAUUAUCAUCACAGAGCUCGCCGACUCUUCCGACGUCGCGGUUUUACGAAGUUAUGUCAAUAUAGCCUCAACAAUCGGACUCUCAGGGGGUGGCCCGCUUGGCGGGUUUCUCGCUGGAGCAAUUGGAUGGAGAUGGUUAUUUCUCGGCCAAGUCCCAAUCGCAGCUGCUUCUUGUUUGCUUAUGGCGAAGAGCUUCGAAGUUAUGUGCCCAAAAGUAGAACAGCAAGAGGAACAACAGCGAGAAGAAUCUGUCCUGGCUUUCGAUUUCCCAGGGGCGAUCACUCUUGCCAUAGCAAUAUCCUCGCUUUUGGCAGUCAUCGAUUUACAGGGCUCGCUGUCCGGGUCGCAUUCUCUUGUUCAGAGUUUGAUUGUUAUUGGCGCAAUCUCCACAUUAGCCUUUCUUGUCUUCGAGACCUUUCCCGGUAAUAGGGAGCUCUUGAUGCCCUUGAAGCUUUUGAAAACAGAGAUAGGUGCAUUUUGUGCUGGACAGUUACUUAUAGUUGCGAGCGGUUAUGGGUUCGUUUCUCAAAUAGCACCUUACUUUGCAAAUACUCGGGGAGCCUCAGAUGCAGAAGGUGGGGGGCGAACAGCUCCUUUUAGUAUUGGAAACGCUAUAGGUGCUCUGCUCGCAGGACAAAUAAUCAAAAGAUUUGGAACUUACAAAAAGCUUUCUAUCGUCUCGCUGUUCUUCUGCAUCACCAAUUCCGUGGCGAUCCUUAUCCGAUGGCCUCAUACUAUCGGCGUUUGGGAGGGAAUCAUGACUACUUUUCCAUUCGGUCUCUUUGGUGGCAUAGCCCUCUCUGCACAGUUCAUCGGCUUGUACCAGUGUUCUUCGAAGCAAUAUAUGGCCACAGCUAUUAGCAUGUACUAUAUGAGCCAACAAAUCGGUGUCGCCCUGGGCAUAAGCAUUAGCUCGGGGCUUUUGAAGCACCAGUUCCACGUCACCUUGCAGAAAAUAAUGACUGAAAUCCCAGGUUAUACAAAGGAUCAAAUUAUCCAGAGAAUUUUGGAUGAUUCCUCUGUAGUGGCACUGCUGCCUGAAGCGAUCCAAUCACUCAUACGCCAGGGUUAUCUUGCAAGUUUCUGGGUCGUACCAGUCUUUGUUGUGUCAACACAGGCACUCACCAUUCUGCCUAUGAUUUCUACGAUGGAGAAGUAUUCAUACUGAGUGUAAGAUUAUGGCAGGGAGCACUACGUAUUUGUAUAUUGGGAAAAUUAAUCGAC
This is a messenger RNA of Pseudogymnoascus destructans, 1649 nucleotides long. RefSeq lists its product as uncharacterized. The record is from RefSeq and is a predicted model, not a curated record. Gene Ontology annotation, molecular function: basic amino acid transmembrane transporter activity. Gene Ontology annotation, biological process: transmembrane transport; basic amino acid transport. The coding region runs from base 1 to 1593 and encodes 530 amino acids. Lineage: Eukaryota; Fungi; Ascomycota; Leotiomycetes; Thelebolales; Thelebolaceae. Gene Ontology annotation, cellular component: fungal-type vacuole membrane. The transcript is spliced from 12 exons.